AUGGAUCUGGCUUACGAUCAUAUCACAGAGGAUGGCUACGCUAAGAAGACGGAAGAGCCAAAGACUACCCAACCCCAGUCAACUCUGAAUGAGGACCUCCAGGACGCUUACAAGGCGUUUUCUAACAGUCCAUGGGGCGCCAGGAUUGGCGGUUUCUUUGGCACUGUAGCCAAGCAGGGUGAAUCGGUAUAUACACAAGCAUCAAAGGAGUUGGCUGAAGUGGGUGAAGAUGCGUCGAAGGGGCUUACAACCCUGCGCUCAACUAUUUUGAGUCAUACACGGAACCUUUCACUCAAUACUGUUACAGGAGGUGAGAGCUCAAAGGAUGGAGAGAAGGAUCAGGCCACUCCAAGAGCUUCUCAAGAUGGCUCCCAAGAAGCGAAACAAUCUGAGAAUACCCUUGCUCGUCUUCGGGCUGAAGCCGCCAAGAGGUUGAAGGACCUUCAACGAGCUGAGGAUGCCGCCGAUGAGGCUCUCAUCAAGUUUGGUGGCAACGUCCGAAACUUCCUUCGUGACGCUGUCAGCAUCGCACCACCACAGGAGUCUGAUCAAAGUGGCACUGUUCUCUUUGAAAGCAAGGACGCUCAAGGCAAGCGGGUGAUCCAUACCUCAAGAUUUGAUGCUCAACUACAUGUUAUUCACACCUCGACUGAGAGCUUCACUAAGGACCCCAACAGUGCUGAUUAUGCUGUUUGGUCAAAGGAGUUUGAUGCUGACAAGAAGACCCCCGAUAUUAAUGAUGAUCUACAGAAAUUCCCUGACUUGCGAGCUACCAUGGAGAAGCUUGUUCCCGACCAGGUUCCCUACGUUGACUUCUGGAAGCGCUACUAUUUCCUUCGUCACGGUAUCGAGACAGCCGAAGCCAGACGACGGGAUCUCCUCAAGGCUGCAUCUGCCGAGGAUGAGGUUGCCUGGAGUGACGAUGAUUCUGACGAUGAUGACUCCGACGACUCGGCCGACACCAGCACUCCCGCCAACAAGGACAAGACUGCACCAAAGGCUGAACCCAAGUCCGAGCCCAAGACUGCCCCUACUCCUGCUGCUGCCGCCACCGCUUCUUCCUCCUCCACCACCACCACCACUACCACCACUGCUACCCAACCCCCCGCAAAGACCCUGCCGAAGCCAACUGAGCCUCGCAAAUCCAAUGAUGAGAAGUCACAAGCCGAUAGUGAAGCUAGCUAUGACGUUGUCGGUGCGGCCUCUGGGAAGACAACUCAGACUCCUAACAGUCCUAAGAACCCAAAGGACCCCAAGAAGAAGACAGAGAGUAGUGACGAGGAAGACAGCGACGAUGAUUCAGAUAGCGAUGAUGACUGGGAAUAG
Molecule: messenger RNA, 1326 nt
Organism: Fusarium coffeatum
Lineage: Eukaryota; Fungi; Ascomycota; Sordariomycetes; Hypocreales; Nectriaceae
Exons: 3
Coding region: 1-1326 (441 amino acids)
Cellular component (GO): cytoplasm
Source: RefSeq, a predicted model, not a curated record